GAUCUAGAUUUCUCAUCACAUCCACGGGAGCCUUGUAUAUUAUAGAUGUACAGAAUGAAGAUGGAUUGUAUAAUUACCGAUGUAUCACUCGGCACAGAUACACUGGAGAAACACGUCAGAGCAACAGUGCUAGACUUUUUGUAUCAGACCCAGCAAACUCGGCUCCAUCUAUUCUGGAUGGAUUUGAACACCGUAAAGCCAUGGCAGGACAGCAAGUGGAGCUGCCUUGCAAAGCAUCUGGACACCCAGCACCAAAGUAUCGCUGGCUGAAGGACAAUGUUCCCUGGGAACCUGACAGCCGGUUCCGGCCAAUGGUGACAGGCCUUCUGAUAGAAAAUACACGCCCAUCAGACUCAGGCAACUAUGUGUGUGAAGUCUGGAACAAUUAUGGUACAGCUGAAGUGAUAGGCCGCUUGCAUGUAAAACAGCCUCUGAAAGCCACCAUCAGUCCUCGAAAAGUUAAGAGCAGUGUUGGUAGUCGAGUGUCCUUGUCCUGCAGUGUGACUGGAACAGAGGACCAUGAACUCUUCUGGUAUCGAAAUGGAGAAAUCAUCAAUACUGGGAAUAAUGUGAGAAUCAUUGGAGUCAAUCACGAGACUCUUAUUAUGGAUGGCAUGGCCAAAAGUGACGGUGGGGCAUACCAGUGUUUUGUACGCAAAGACAAGAUGUCUGCACAAGAUUAUGUUCAGGUGGUGCUAGAAGAUGGAACUCCUAAAAUAAUUUCAGCCUUCAGUGAGAAAGUGGUAAGCCCAGGGGAAGGUGUAUCCUUGAUGUGCAAUGUGAAGGGAACUCCUCUUCCUACAAUCAUGUGGACUUUGGAUGAAAAUCCCAUAAUUAAAGAUGGGAACCACCGUAUUAGUCAGAUCAUCACUUCUGAUGGGAAUGUGGUCAGCUACCUAAACAUCUCCAGCACUCAGGUCCGAGAUGGUGGAGUAUAUCGUUGUACUGCCAACAACUCAGCUGGAGUCGUCCUCUACCAGGCUCGAAUAAACGUAAGAGGACCAGCCAGCAUUCGACCAAUGAAAAAUAUUACAGCAAUAGCAGGGCGGGAUACCUUCAUUCACUGUCGUGUCAUUGGUUACCCUUACUACUCAAUCAAGUGGUACAAGAAUUCUAAUCUGCUCCCUUUUAAUCAUCGUCAAGUAGCAUUUGAAAACAAUGGAACACUGAAGCUCUCAGAUGUGCAGAAGGAGGUGGAUGAGGGGGAAUACACAUGCAAUGUUCUGGUUCAGCCCCAACUGUCCACCAGCCAGAGUGUACAUGUGACAGUAAAAGUGCCACCUUUUAUCCAGCCCUUUGAAUUUCCGAGGUUCUCUAUUGGCCAGAGAGUCUUCAUUCCAUGUGUUGUGGUCUCAGGGGACUUGCCUAUUACAAUCACCUGGCAGAAGGAUGGUAGGCCAAUCCCAGCCAGUCUUGGGGUGACCAUUGACAACAUUGACUUCACCAGCUCCUUAAGGAUUUCUAAUCUUUCCCUUAUGCACAAUGGAAACUAUACCUGUAUAGCAAGAAACGAUGCAGCAGCUGUGGAGCACCAAAGCCAAUUAAUUGUUAGAGUUCCCCCCAGAUUUGUGGUUCAGCCAAUUGAUCAAGAUGGGAUUUAUGGAAAAGCUGUGAUCCUCAACUGCUCUGCAGAAGGCUAUCCUGUUCCUACCAUUGUCUGGAAGUACUCCAAAGGCGCUGGAGUUCCCCAGUUUCAGCCAAUUGCCUUGAAUGGGCGCAUCCAGCUUCUGACAAAUGGCUCCUUGUUGAUCAAGCAUGUUCUGGAAGAAGAUAGCGGAUACUACCUCUGCAAGGUCAGCAAUGAUGUGGGGGCUGACGUCAGCAAGUCCAUGUACCUCACUGUUAAAA
Molecule: messenger RNA, 1848 nt
Organism: Python bivittatus (Burmese python)
Lineage: Eukaryota; Metazoa; Chordata; Lepidosauria; Squamata; Pythonidae
Source: RefSeq, a predicted model, not a curated record